AUGUAUAUUUUAGCUUGGCCAAUAAGCAUUAUCCUGGACAUCAUCCUUGGCCGGGAUAUCGGACAAGUAUAUUCUGCCGCGGAGCUACAUAAACUUAUACGCAUACAUGUUGAAAAUCCGGAUGCGCAGGAGGAAUCUGGUUUGAACAAGGACGAUGGAAACUUACUCACGGGCGCCUUGGAAUAUAAGGACAAAACAGUGGCAGAUGUGAUGACGACUCUUGAAAAGGUGUUCAUGCUCGAGUCACAGACGAGGCUUACUUUCCAAAUCAUGAUGGAAAUAUACAAGAGUGGCUUCACAAGAAUUCCCAUUUACGAAAUCGACCGCCAAAACAUUGUCGGCAUCCUCUUUACAAAGGAUCUUAUCCUGAUCGACCCGGACGAUGGGGUUGAAAUUGCCGCUGUGAUCAGUUUCCAUGGCAAUCGCGAAGGAGGAUUCGUACGUGGUGUACCCGACGACACGUCAUUGGAUAAAGUAUUUCGUGAAUUCAAAUCAAGCUACCUUCAUUUAUUAAUCGCAUAUGGCGAGAUUCCACACUCAUUACAAUCAAGGAAUGUCGACGAAGGCAGCAAGGUGAAGGAUGCUCACCACAUCGCCUCUCGACCUGAACAACACAUCAGUGACUACACGACGGCGCACUCGUUGACAGGUAACCGGCGCGUCGUUACCGGUGUCAUCACUUUGGAAGAUGUGCUGGAGGCUGUUAUUAAAGACGAAAUAGUGGACGAGACUGACAAUUUUAUCGACGUUAACAAAACUGAGACCUUGGUUAGGGGUCGUGGAGUGGACCAUCGCCCAGAUCCGACAAAUUUUCUGACACUGUUCGAACAUAAAAUCCGUGGACAGACAAAGCUGAGCGAUGCCGAAACAGCAGCCAUCACGGCGUUUUUGUCCUUGAAUGUUGGAGAGUUUAAAAAACUGGCCCGUUUUGGCAGAGUGCUGAAUAAGCUAAUUGUUGCCUCACAGGUCGAAGAGCACAACACAGCUGAUGAGGUUGGAGAGCUCAUGAAGGGUUCCGGAACUCCUCCUGUCUUGGCUGAUGAAGUUGUUUCCGAUAAUCCCUCAAAUCGACGCAUAUUACCUCCAGGCAGAGAAGCUGGCAACAUGUCUCGAACUAUUUCUUCUGGGAGCAGUGCCUUUGACAGUGUUGAGGAUGAAUUUGACAGUGCUGAUUGUGGAAGAUCGAUAUAUCGUAAAGGGCAUCGAUGCGAUUUUUUCGUAUUGAUUCUUCAAGGAAAAGUUCGCGUGAGGGCUGGUGCUGAUGGUUUUGAGUCGGAACUCGGCCCAUGGUGCUAUAUUGGACAGAAAGCACUUGUUUCUGAUACUUUCAUCCCUGACUUUAGAGCAGUUCCGCACGGCCCAUGUCGUCUUUUAUUUAUCCGCCGCGGGGAUUAUAACGCUGCAUUGCGAGCAGCGCACGUCGAGGCGAUAAGUGGCUCUCGUUCAGCAGCUGAUUCAAGGCUAGCAGACUGCGCCAAGUGAUUGCAAACUUGAUGGUCACACCACGACUGGAUCUCUGCUGGUCAGCGAACACAAGACGACUGAAAGAUGAAGUACUCAAACUUUGAAGCCCGCAUACUGUUUGGGUCGAACGUGUUGAGCUGUACAGCUUUGCUUCGAAUUGUAGAUGAGAUCCUCAAGAGUUGGUGUUGGAAGACAAGCCGUUCGAGACUCUUGUUACAUUUCAGAUGUUUACUAUGCACUGAAACGCACCUUCCACGUACCGAGCCCAAAACUAUUCAUUCGCAGGAACACUGUCUCCCUUGCUAAAAUCUGGCUCAAUCCUCAUGGUGCAUAUUCUUACAAAGCCCCCACCUCCACACAGCAUACAUUUUCCGAGCACGCCCCUUCCCUUGCGAAACCUAGAUGUCGAGAAGCGUCUUGUUUUUACCCACCCACUUCCUAAACACGCCGCACAUCUUGAGUCAUAUUUCAUCACGAUACGAGGGACAGAGCAGGUGUCCUUGGAAGCAUCACAAUUUGUUUCCUCCUCAGUGGAUUUUCUCAAACGUCGUCCCUUGGCCCACAUGUUUCCUGUCGGCUGGGAAAUCGGCAGAGGCAGCCCCUUAUCUUGGCUAAGAGAGCUACGUUCAGCGGAGCUCAUAUUGACGGCGAUGUUGCAUCCGCGAAUACAUCUAGCUUGUUGACGAGGCCAGAUGGCCCGCGCAGGAAGGCGCGAUCCACGAAAAACAAGCAUCUCGUCGCCCUACUCCGCGGGAUCGUGAACAGAAUGGCUAUGGGACGAGAGCUGGUCUUUCUAGUAUUUUGUUCCUCCGCUUCACCGUGGAGAUGUGUAUUCUUGUUGUAUCUGAAACGGGCACAACGGCGAGCAGCUUGCAACUCGCGGGAAUCGUGGAAAUCG
Micromonas commoda is the source of this 2362-nucleotide messenger RNA. RefSeq names its product HlyC/CorC family transporter. Lineage: Eukaryota; Viridiplantae; Chlorophyta; Mamiellophyceae; Mamiellales; Mamiellaceae. The coding region runs from base 1 to 1482 and encodes 493 amino acids. Gene Ontology annotation, biological process: magnesium ion homeostasis. The transcript is spliced from 2 exons. The record is from RefSeq and is a predicted model, not a curated record.